CAUCAUCUGGAUCCCCAGCGCUCCAGACAACCUUGCUUGAAGCGAAACUUGGGGCCCCUUCUCCGAGCUUACCGACAGCUACCCUUGCUAUACCUGCAAUCUUCGUGCACAUGCAGUAUGGCGCCUUGGAAACCAAUCCACGUCAACGAGCAGAAGAAGCGCUUUGCGUAUUUAGACGCCGUAUUUCCUCGAGGCUGCAAGAUGCCUCCCGAGAAGGAUGACUGGACGCAGCCAAGGCUUGACUCCGACGGACCGGAUGACAAGAUAUGGCAAGGCUGGGAGCCAGUACUUGCCCGCUACGGAUAUGCGCUAACGACAUGGCCUUUCCGUCUGCUGAUUAAGAACAAACACAGACAGGGGAAGCGAACAUCGGACGGCGCAUUUGUGGUCAUUAAAUUCGUUCUGUGGCGCAAAUAUCGAACAGAGGUUGACGUCGUGCGACGACUGCUGUCGGGCAAGAUGCGUCUGCCCGAACUCAACCGCUUUCCGUACCUGGACGUUAUCGACGUGCCGAUGGAGGAAGAAGGCGGAGCCUCGCUGGUGAUCAGCGAGGUCUGCGCCGAAGAGGACGCCUGGUGGGACCUUAAAAAUCCGCGCGAUAUACUGCGUGGCGUAUGCCAGCUGGCUGAAUGUGUGCACUUUCUGCACGAAAACGGCAUCGCUCAUUGCGACAUCUGGCAUCCGAACGUCGUCAUCCGCCUUCCUCUUCAACGGCCUCUUCGAUGGGUGCUGAUAGACUUCAACUCAGCGGUUGUAGCGGAAGAAGGCACCCCGCCUCCAACGAUCACGCCUUUGCAUCACACUGGAUCGCGCCUGGAGGCGCCCGAGUUCUAUGCGCCGUUCUGGACGCAAAUUGAUCCAUUUGCUUACGAUGUCUUUUGUUUGUGCCAUCUCAUGGAGAUUCUUAUGGAGGACAAAGAAAUUCCUAUCCCACCAGGCCUUCGGACUCUCGUGAAUGAAAUGAUUGAUGAAGACCCAUCUUCGCGUCCCAGCUCUGCAUCUAUGCUCGAGCGACUUCAUAUUGAAGUUGAGGCGCUGGAUCAGGGCGAAGACCCUGGCCCGGGGGAUGCCCAUUCCAACAUGCUUGCGCACUCACAACGAGCGCGUGCAAAGCCCAAUGCCGCUCCUCAUUCUCUCUUGACCUACUUGCAUGAGCACAAGAAGUAUGACCAAGCUGUGUAUAUCUUAGCAGAUGAUGCGCAUGCUUCAGUCCCUAUACCUGCACUUGAACCCGCUGCAGCGCUGAAUUGUGUCCAGUGAUAUCUAGAUUACUGAUCCUAGUUGUACACUACUCCAUAACUUUGAUGCCGAUAUGCUUAGGCUCGGUAUAAUCUGAGUAUGAAAUACAUACAAAGCAUAAUCAGAG
Schizophyllum commune H4-8 is the source of this 1366-nucleotide messenger RNA. RefSeq lists its product as uncharacterized. Gene Ontology annotation, molecular function: ATP binding; protein kinase activity. Bases 118 to 1260 code for a protein of 380 amino acids. NCBI's taxonomy places the organism in Eukaryota, Fungi, Basidiomycota, Agaricomycetes, Agaricales, Schizophyllaceae. The transcript is spliced from 4 exons. Gene Ontology annotation, biological process: protein phosphorylation. The record is from RefSeq and is a predicted model, not a curated record.